AAACUUAGUCAUAUAACACGUAUUUCAUUUAAUAUGUGUACCCUUUCAAGAUAUUGUUUUGAAGUCAAGAAAGGAAACGUGAAAGAGAGGUUAGAAUUGAAGCAAAAGCAAUAACACUAAUAAAAAGGGAUCAAAAUAUGAAAACAUAGAAUAUAGGUGAAAUUGUAAGGAGAAAAAUUGGAGAUGAUGAGUACUCUUCCAAGUGUUGGCAGCAGUGGAAGAACUUCAACGACUGCGGACGACAACGAUGAAGAUCAAGAGAUGACAAAGAUGGCAUUGGCUUCAUUUCAAGCAAGAGAAGAAGAGAUUGAGAGGAAGAAAAUGGAGGUGAAAGGAAAAGUUGAGUCUCAACUUAGCCGUGCUGAAGAGGAAACUAGGCGUUUGGUUCGUGUUUGGGAGGAGCUUGAAGUGUUGACGGAUCCAAUGAGAAAGGAAGUUGCAAUUGUACGCAAGAAAAUUGACGUGGUUAACCGUGAAAUCAAAUCACUUGGACAGACCUGUCAAAAGAAGGAGAAAGAAUACAGAGAAGUGUUAGAGGUUUUCAACGAAAAGAAUAACGAGAAAACUCAGCUAACCUCCACUUUAGUAGAGCUAGUGAAGGAAAGUGAGAAAUUGAGAAUGGGAAAGCUAGAGGAACUAAGCAAGGUUUUGAAUCCCAAAGGCUAGUGCUGUUGAACUCCAGCAUUGGCAAUUGCUGACACUAACGAAUGAUUCACAUAUUCUCUACGUAUCAUACACAAACAAUUUAUUUUUAACUUUCACUUGAUAUCCCCCGAAUAAUGUAUCAAAUUUUCCUUCCUUCGGUUUGAUUAUUCACUGUUGUUGAAGAGUUUGUUUGCAAGCAAAAAAAGAAAAAGAAAAAGAGAGAAAAAGUUUGUUAAGUUUGUUCGGCUU
This is a messenger RNA of Nicotiana attenuata, 894 nucleotides long. RefSeq lists its product as uncharacterized. Lineage: Eukaryota; Viridiplantae; Streptophyta; Magnoliopsida; Solanales; Solanaceae. The record is from RefSeq and is a predicted model, not a curated record. The transcript is spliced from 4 exons. Bases 184 to 666 code for a protein of 160 amino acids.